GGUGCAGGGCAGGGUGCUGGCCAGGGAAGCGGCUAUGGCCUGGGAAGCGGCUAUGGCCAGGGUGCAGGAGCUGGACAGGGAAGUGGCGCAGGAGCUGGACAGGGAAGCGGCUAUGGCCAGGGCGCUGGAGCAGGACAGGGAAGCGGCUAUGGCCAGGGCGCUGGAGCAGGACAGGGAAGCGGCUAUGGCCAGGGCGCAGGAGCUGGACAGGGAAGCGGCUAUGGCCAGGGCGCAGGAGCUGGACAGGGAAGCGGCUAUGGCCAGGGCGCAGGAGCUGGACAGGGAAGCGGCUAUGGCCAGGGCGCAGGAGCUGGACAGGGAAGCGGCUAUGGCCAGGGCGCAGGAGCUGGACAGGGAAGCGGCGCUGGAGCGGGACAGGGAAGCGGCACUGGCCAGGGCGCUGGAGCAGGACAGGGAAGCGGCACUGGAGCAGGAGCAGGACAGGGAAGUGGCUAUGGCCAGGGCGCAGGAGCAGGACAGGGAAGCGGCGCAGGAGCAGGACAGGGAAGCGGCGCAGGAGCAGGACAGGGAAGCGGCGCAGGAGCUGGACAGGGAAGCGGCUAUGGCCAGGGCACAGGAGCAGGACAGGGAAGCGGCGCUGGAGCAGGAGCAGGACAGGGAAGCGGCGCAGGAGCUGGACAGGGAAGCGGCGCUGGAGCAGGAGCAGGACAGGGAAGCGGCGCUGGCCAGGGCGCUGGAGCAGGAGCCGGACAGGGAAGUGGCGCUGGGGCAGGAGCAGGACAGGGAAGCGGCUAUGGCCAGGGCGCAGGAGCUGGACAGGGAAGCGUCUAUGGCCAGGGCGCUGGAGCAGGACAGGGAAGCGGCGCUUGCCAGGGCGCUGGAGCCGGACAGGGAAGCGGCGCUGGGGCAGGACAGGGAAGCGGCGCUGGAGCAGGAGCAGGACAGGGAAGCGGCGCUGGCCAGGGCGCUGGAGCAGGAGCAGGACAGGGAAGCGGCUAUGGCCAGGGCGCAGAAGCUGGACAGGGAAGCGGCGCUGGAGCAGGAGCAGGACACGGAAGCGGCACUGGAGCAGGACAGGGAAGCGGCGCUGGCCAGGGCGCUGGAGCAGGACAGGGAAGCGGCGCUGGCCAGGGCGCUGGAGCAGGACAGGGAAGCGGCUAUGGCCAGGGCGCUGGAGCAGGACAGGGAAGCGGCUUUGGCCAGGGCGCUGGAGCAGGACAGGGAAGCGGCGCUGGAGCAGGACAGGGAAGCGGCGCUGGAGCAGGACAGGGAAGCGGCGCUGGAGCAGGACAGGGAAGCGGCGCUGGAGCAGGACAGGGAAGCGGCUAUGGCCAGGGCGCUGGAGCAGGACAGGGAAGCGGCGCUGGAGCAGGACAGGGAAGCGGCUAUGGCCAGGGCGCUGGAGCAGGACAGGGAAGCAGCGCUGGGGCAGGACAGGGAAGCGGCGCUGGAGCAGGACAGGGAAGCGGCGCUGGAGCAGGACAGGGAAGCGGCGCUGGAGCAGGACAGGGAAGCGGCGCUGGAGCAGGACAGGGAAGCGGCGCUGGAGCAGGACAGGGAAGCGGCGCUGGAGCAGGAGCAGGACAGGGAAGCGGCGCUGGCCAGGGCGCUGGAGCAGGAGCCGGACAGGGAAGUGGCGCUGGGGCAGGAGCAGGACAGGGAAGCGGCGCUGGGGCAGGAGCCGGACAGGGAAGCGGCGCUGGGGCAGGAGCCGGACAGGGAAGCGACGCUGGGGCAGGAGCCGGACAGGGAAGCGGCGCUGGGGCAGGAGCCGGACAGGGAAGCGGCGCUGGAGCAGGAGCCGGACAGGGAAGCGGCGCUGGAGCAGGACAGGGAAGCGGCGCUGGAGCAGGACAGGGAAGCGGCGCUGGAGCAGGACAGGGAAGCGGCGCUGGAGCAGGAGCAGGACAGGGAAGCGGCGCUGGCCAGGGCGCUGGAGCAGGAGCCGGACAGGGAAGUGGCGCUGGAGCAGGAGCAGGACAGGGAAGCGGCGCUGGGGCAGGAGCCGGACAGGGAAGCGGCGCUGGGGCAGGAGCCGGACAGGGAAGCGGCGCUGGGGCAGGAGCCGGACAGGGAAGCGGCGCUGGGGCAGGAGCCGGACAGGGAAGCGGCGCUGGGGCAGGAGCCGGACAGGGAAGCGGCGCUGGCCAGGGUGCUGGAACAGGAGCAGGACAGGGAAGCGGCUAUGGCCAGGGCGCAGAAGCUGGACAGGGAAGCGGCGCUGGAGCAGGAGCAGGACACGGAAGCGGCACUGGAGCAGGACAGGGAAGCGGCGCUGGCCAGGGCGCUGGAGCAGGACAGGGAAGCGGCGCUGGCCAGGGCGCUGGAGCAGGACAGGGAAGCGGCUAUGGCCAGGGCGCUGGAGCAGGACAGGGAAGCGGCUUUGGCCAGGGCGCUGGAGCAGGACAGGGAAGCGGCGCUGGAGCAGGACAGGGAAGCGGCGCUGGAGCAGGACAGGGAAGCGGCGCUGGAGCAGGACAGGGAAGCGGCUAUGGCCAGGGCGCUGGAGCAGGACAGGGAAGCGGCUAUGGCCAGGGCGCUGGAGCAGGACAGGGAAGCGGCGCUGGAGCAGGACAGGGAAGCGGCUAUGGCCAGGGCGCUGGAGCAGGACAGGGAAGCGGCGCUGGGGCAGGAGCCGGACAGGGAAGUGGCGCUGGAGCAGGACAGGGAAGCGGCGCUGGCCAGGGUGCUGGAGCAGGAGCAGGACAGGGAAGUGGCGCAGGAGCAGGACAGGGAAGUGGCGCUGGGGCAGGACAGGGAAGCGGCUAUGGCCAGGGCGCAGGAGCUGGACAGGGAAGCGUCUAUGGCCAGGGCGCUGGAGCAGGACAGGGAAGCGGCGCUUGCCAGGGCGCUGGAGCCGGACAGGGAAGCGGCGCUGGGGCAGGAGCCGGACAGGGAAGUGGCGCUGGGGCAGGAGCCGGACAGGGAAGCAGCGCUGGGGCAGGAGCCGGACAGGGAAGCGGCGCUGGCCAGGGUGCUGGAACAGGAGCAGGACAGGGAAGUGGCGCUGGAGCAGGAGCCGGACAGGGAAGUGGCGCAGGAGCUGGACAGGGAAGCGGCGCUGGAGCAGGAGCAGGACACGGAAGCGGCACUGGAGCAGGACAGGGAAGCGGUGCUGGCCAGGGCGCUGGAGCAGGACAGGGAAGCGGCGCUGGCCAGGGCGCUGGAGCAGGACAGGGAAGCGGCUAUGGCCAGGGCGCUGGAGCAGGAUAGGGAAGCGGCUAUGGCCAGGGCGCUGGAGCAGGACAGGGAAGCGGCGCUGGAGCAGGACAGGGAAGCGGCUAUGGCCAGGGCGCUGGAGCAGGACAGGGAAGCGGCGCUGGAGCAGGACAGGGAAGCGGCUAUGGCCAGGGUGCUGGAGCAGGACAGGGAAGCGGCUAUGGCCAGGGCGCUGGAGCAGGACAGGGAAGCGGCGCUGGAGCAGGACAGGGAAGCGGCUAUGGCCAGGGCGCUGGAGCAGGAGCAGGACAGGGAAGUGGUCAAGGGAAGUGUCGGGGAUGUGGCAAAGGUCAAUGUCGCCUUUAGGGACAUGUUCAUGGGAAUUUUGCAUAAUACUUUCUGGGGAUCUUUUCCAAUGCUUUUGUUCAGAUGUCAUGUUUUCCCUGUUUGCUCAAACUGUUUAGAAAGAUUUUCUGACUCUCUCUACCACUACACUCUCAGAAAAAAAAGUACAAAACGGUACCUUUAAGGAACAAAAUCUUGUCACUGGGGUGGUACCCUCAAAGGUACAUUAUUGUACCUUGAGUCAGAGGAGCAAAUUUGUACCUUACUUUUUUGUACCUUCUAAGGGCCAAUACUGUACCUUUGAGGAUCAAUAAUGUACCUUAGACAAAGGUACAAUAAAGUACCUCUGGAAAAAGGUACAAUUUUGUCCCAUUAAGGUACCACCCCAGUGACAAAGCCAUUUUGUACCUUUAGGUGGCAAAAAAGUUCCUUUUUAUUCCCUAAGGAGUGAAAGAAAAUGAAGGCAAACAACAACUAACUGCAUUUUAAGACAUUUAUUUUAGUCCUUAAAUGGAAAACAGUUUAAUUCACAGAUUCAAUAAUAAUUCAUCUCACAACCAUACAAUGUAACAACCCAAAAUAAAAUGUAACAAUGUUUAGGAUGUCAUGUCUGAUAUAAAAACAUUAAAAAUAAUUUAUUACAUUUUUUUAAGAAGCAUUUCACUGACAAACUGACAACUUACUGCCACUCCAAAAACAAAAUGAACAGCGAUAUCAGAGAAUAAAUACAAUGGAACCAUUUAUAUUUUCCUUCUUUCAAUUUCAUGAACAUCACUAAUAAGAAC
Molecule: messenger RNA, 4250 nt
Organism: Carassius gibelio (silver crucian carp)
Lineage: Eukaryota; Metazoa; Chordata; Actinopteri; Cypriniformes; Cyprinidae
Product: fibroin heavy chain-like
Exons: 1
Source: RefSeq, a predicted model, not a curated record